Molecule: messenger RNA, 5317 nt
Organism: Condylostylus longicornis
Lineage: Eukaryota; Metazoa; Arthropoda; Insecta; Diptera; Dolichopodidae
Product: homeobox protein 2-like
Exons: 11
Coding region: 234-4958 (1574 amino acids)
Biological process (GO): regulation of telomere maintenance
Cellular component (GO): nucleus
Source: RefSeq, a predicted model, not a curated record
CGGCGUUAGGUAAAUUAAGAAAAAAAUUUUCAAAGAAAGUUUAACAAAUUAUUCACAUUUAAAUUUAAUUCUGUUAAACUUCUUCGCGUUAUUUAAACCGAAAAGUUAAAAUAUAAUUUUAAAUUUUGGUAGCAUUAACGAAAUAUUAUUAAUUAAGAUUUUCUAUAAAAUUAAUGGCGGCAGCCAUUAUACUUUAUUGAUUGUUACUAUUGAAAAUUAAAUAAUUAGUAAAAAUGUCAUGGAAUCAGUGGGCUACAACUUCGUCUAUGCCAACAGUGAGUGCUACUGGCCAUUCAACUGCAAUGCAGCCUCCUAAUCCUCUUGGACCAGUACCUACAUAUAGUGCUACUGCAGCUCCCCCGACUAUUCCUGCAGUUCCUCCUGCAAAUCCGUCAUUUAAUUAUGCUGCUAUGACCCCGGAACAGCAAUAUGCCAUUCAGCAAAAUUGGCAACAAUGGCAAGCUUAUCAACAGCAAUAUGCUCAAUGGCAUGCCCAGUAUGGUGAACAGUAUCAACGAGAGAUGCAAGCCAAGCUAGGUUCAACAGCUCCUCAACUUCCUUAUUCUGGUGGAGUUUCACAGACUCAAGCUCCACCUCCUGCUGCUCCGCCGCAACCCUUACCAUCUGCUAUUGCUGGAUUUAGUCAAAACUAUCCACCACCACAAAAUUCAACUGCAUCGUUUUUAAGUGUGCCACCUCCUCCGCCGGAUCAAGAUUCACAAAAAUUUGUUCAAAACAUUAGCAGACCUCCACCACCCCCUCAGGAUAAUGCAAUUGCUACACAAUCAUUGCAAUCUAUUCAGCCAAAAUUGAAUGAAUCUGGAAACUUGCACGGAAAUCAAAAUAAUAACAAAGUAAAUCAAUAUUUUGAAAAAGAUAAUUUCAAUAAGAGCAGCGCAAAUAUAAAUAAUUAUGGUAAUAAUAACCAAUCUAACAAAAGUAAUCAAUCUUAUGAUAGAAGAAAUGAAAAAAUCUCACAAAAAGAAGCGCAUGAUAACUUUAAUGUUUCGAGCCAGAUGUCUUACGGUAGAAAUUACGAAAAUAAAAAUUCAAAUAGAAUGUUUGAUAACAAGUAUUCAGAUGAACGCAUCCAAACAGAUAACACCAAUAAUAAUGAAAAAUCAAGAGAAGAAAUAUUGUUUGAUGAACAAUUUAAGAAGUGGGAAGAAGAGUUUGAAAAUUGGAAAAGAGCAAAUGUCAAUCACCCUGACAGAAAAGCUUACAGGGAAUAUGAAAUGAAGUUCGAAGAUUGUAGAAGAAAAUUGAUUGAAAGAAGAGAGCAAAUGCGAAAAAGAAAAUUAGAGCAAAUGCAGAGAAAUAUGCCACAGACUCAGAGUAUACCUAACCAACAAGAUGAAAAUUUAACAAAACAUCAAAAUGAAACUGAGACGUCAAUUCCACAAAAAGCAACUAUUCCCCUUAAUGAGCCUAAAUUAGAAGAAGAAAAGAAGGAGGAUUUAAGUGAAAAGGUUUGCGAUCAAGAUGAAAGAGGAGGAAGUUUUGAAAAAAAUGAUGAAUCUGAAGAAAAAUCUGAUUCACAACACUUUUUAACUUCGACCAAUUCAGCUGAAGGUAUACCCGGUUUAGAUUUGGUUCACGAAGAUGUUAAGAAAAAUGAUGGGGAAGAAGUAGCGGAAGUUAUCGAUCUUGAUAAACAGGUCGGUGAAGGAUCUCCAGUUAAAAAACAGAAUCGAGAAAGCAAUGACACAAUCAUUAAUAGUUCAAAAAAUGAUAAUAUAUGGAUGCAACAAAGCAAACAAACCAUUCUAAAUACAUCUCAACCUAAAAAAAUUCCAUCUCUUUUUGACACAAAAAUUGAAAAACCAGAAUUCUCUCCCCCUAGAAAAACUUUUGAAGAUGAUGUCUCGAAUCAAAGUGGUUUGGGUGGUAUUGAAAACACUGUUAAUAAAACAGCAGAAAACACUGGCCAGAAGACUUUAGAUCUCUCUAGUUGUCCUCUUCCAGAAAAUAUAACAAAAGCUCUACAAGAUCCAGGAGUUUUAGCUAUUUUAAGUUCCGCAUUAAAAGGCAACCAAUUUGAUAGUAAUGAUGCCAAAUCAACAAACAAUGCUUUCAAUAAUGAUCGUGGUAAUACAUGUAAUAGCGAUUUUAAUAGUCCUUUAAGAAAGUUUGAUAAUGAACGAAACUUUCAACCGAAUAUUUGGGACGAUCAAGAUAGGAGAACAGAUUGGAUGAAUAGAUCGGACUCAAACUACCCAAGAUUUGGAAACGAAUAUGCGAAUAAUAUGAAUCAACGUAACAGAUUCGAUGAUAGAUUUGAUGACAGAUAUGAUGAUAGAUUUAAUGACGGUCCUAUGUCUUGGAAAAAUUAUGAAAGAAAUGAUAACCGAGGCUCCAAUUUUUCCAAUUUUAAUGAAAGAAAUCGUGGUGGCGGCUUUGGUGGUCAAAGAUACGACGAUAAUGAAAACAAUGACAAUUUUAGAAGAGAUAAUGAAAAUAAUCGUGGUUUCAAUCCCUUUAAGCGCGAUAAUGAUCAAAACCAAAAUCGUGAUCAAAGCAAAGAUAAUAUGCAAGACUCAAAUGAUGAUAUGGACCGUAGUCAAGGUCAAAAUAAUAGAGGAAGAGAAAGGGAUAGAGAUAGAGGUAGAGGAGAUAGGAACAGAGGUAGAGAUAAUCGAAACGAUAGAAGCAACAGUAAUAAACGAAAUAACCGUAACCGAAGUAAUAGAUCAAGAUCAAAUAACCGAAAUAACCGUUUCGAUGAUAAAAAAGGUGAAAAUCCAUUUGACACAAAUGAUAGAACGUCUACCCCGGCUUUCAAUCCAUUUAGGAGAGGUGAAAACGCUAACAAUAAUAGCAUAUUUGGAAGUAAUAAAAAUCAAUCAGAACCUGAUGAUUAUUUUAAACCUACUCAAGUUAUUGAUUAUCAAAAUAAAUCAUUAAAAUCUAACGAUAAACCUGAAGAUAUAUUUCCACUUGCAAAAGUAGUAGAUUAUGGUCAUAAAAAGACUGGCAAUAAUCAAAAGGAAACCUCUAAGCCAAAUGAAGACUAUUUCCCAAUGAAAACAAUUGAUUAUGGUCAUGCGUCAACAAUGUUUAAAGGAGAUAGCCAACCAGAAGAGAAAAAGCCAGAGAAAAUAGAGAAGCCAGCUGCACCUUCAUUUGGUGGGGGAUUCGGAGAUUUUCUUGCAAGUAAAACGAUGGGUGGUGCAGCGGGUAUCGGAAAAGAAAAAAAAGUUGAAGAUUAUAAACCUCCAGUAAAUAAGGAUUCAGGCUUUAAUUUGAACAAACCUGAAUCAUCACAAAUGUUUGGUCAUAUACUGUCCACAAACAGCCAGGGAAAUAUUAAUUUGAAUUUUUGUCAAAGAACCUUAACAAAUAAAAAAAAUUUAGACGAUAACAAUGCUCAGUAUCAAUUCAAAAAUACUGAUUUUAAAAAUAAAUUUAAUAAUUUUAAUAAUAAUAAUAAACUAAUUGAUAAAAAUUCAAAUAUUGAUGUUGACGAAAUUUCAUCUGAUGAUGACGACGAAAACUAUUCUAAUGAAUCAAAAAAUGUUGCUACCGGUACUAAUAAUGUUGGUAUUAAAGAAUUAAAUAAUAUAAAAAAUACCACUUCCUUUUCCACAUAUCUUGAUACCAUAACAACAUUAAAGGAAUCUAAUAAAAGCAAUAAUGAGAAUAACAUAUUAAAUAUGAUACCUCCUCCUCCUCCACCAUUAAUAUCAACAAAUGUAUUGGAAAUAUUUUCUCCUUCAGUGAAUAAACCAGUAUAUUCUUAUAAUCAUAAUAUUAAAAAUGACAGUUUUCAAAAUUUAAUAAAUUCUUAUUCAAAUAUAUCUUGUCCAACUUUAUCAUCGUCAAUAUCUACAUCAGAAAAUAAUCAAAAUAUUAAUAAUAAUAAUAAUGUGAAACAGUUAAUAUUUCCAUCAAUGGAAAAUCAUAAUACAAUUACUAUUGAUGAGAUUCUUUUAAAACCAAGUCGAGAUUCUCGUCCAAAAAAAAUUGUUAUAAUUCUACGGGGACCACCGGGUAGUGGUAAAUCAUAUUUAGCUAAAUUAAUAAAAGAAAAAGAAAUUGAAAUGAAAGGUUCACAACCUAGAAUAUUAAGUAUUGAUGAUUAUUUUAUGAAUGAAGUUGACAAGGAAGAACGUUGUCCAAAAACAAAAAGAAAGAUAAUUAAACAAGAAUUAGUAUAUGAAUUUGAUAAAGAAAUGGAAGCUAAAUAUAUUGAAUUUUUAUUAAAAUCUUACAAAAAAACUCUUUCUGAAGGUUUGUUUAAUUUUGUAAUUGUUGACUGUCAUAACCAUUCCUUAAGAACAUUCACUGAAUUUUAUAAUAUAGCAAAAGCUGAAGGAUUUACGCCAUAUACCAUCGAUUUGAUAUGUGACAUCGAAAAAUGUUUAAAAAAUAACAUACAUGAUAGAGAUCGUGAUGAAAUUAAAGAUAUGAUUGAUACAUGGAAAGAAACUCCUGAACAUUAUAUUAAACUCGAUGUUAAGAGUUUAAUUGAAGAAGUUGUUGAUAUACAGGAAGUAGAAAUGGAAGAUGCUUUUGAUAAUAUAACUGAGCCCGAGUCAGAUGAAAAUUCCCAUCAAUCAGCAAUUAAUAACAAUAAGAGUGACAACGAAAAUGAAGAUGAAUUAAGUUACGAAGACAAUUUUAAGGAUGUCAUGAAAAGUAAAUGGGAUGCUGAUACAACCGAAGAUCGCCUUGCUCGGCUUGACGGAAUAAAAAAGAAAUUGAACAAACAUGAUACACUAGAAGACUAUCUUCAAAUGGAUGGUUGGGAACCUCCAAUUUCAAAUUCACAAAAUAAGAAAAGGGUCAGGUGGGCUGAUAUUGAAGAAAAGCGAGCUCAGGACAAAAUGAGAGCCAUUGGUUUUGUUGUUGGUCAUACAGAUUGGAAUCGGAUGAUGGAUCCUACCGGUGGAUCUUCAGCAUUAACAAAAACAAAAUAUAUUGAAAGAAUUAAUAAGUCAGCAUUAAGUAAAAAAUAGACCAACAUUAUCUACAAAUUGACAUAAGAAAAACACAAAUUUUUUUUUUUUGGAGACAAAUAUUCAAUAUGAUUGAACUGGAUAUUCGCUAUAUACAAAUAACUAUUUUAUUUUAUUGAAAAAUAUUUUAUAUAAAUUUUUCAAUUUUUUUUUUAAAGUGCAAGCUUGGUUUUUCCAGUAAACUAUUAUGAACAAAUUGAAUGUUAGGAAAUUUCCAACAUUUUGUCUAUAUUCAAUAUUCAAUAUGUGCAUUUCAAUAUGUAAACACUAUUGUAUUCAUGAAUAGCUAUUAAUGAAUAAAGCAUAAAUGGAAGUUUAAUUUUAAAAAUUAAUUAAAAUAAAAAAGGUAACAAAAUUAC